Messenger RNA from Ostrea edulis (European flat oyster), 4087 nucleotides. RefSeq lists its product as uncharacterized. Gene Ontology annotation, biological process: lipid metabolic process. Gene Ontology annotation, molecular function: calcium ion binding. NCBI's taxonomy places the organism in Eukaryota, Metazoa, Mollusca, Bivalvia, Ostreida, Ostreidae. Bases 1861 to 3849 code for a protein of 662 amino acids. The record is from RefSeq and is a predicted model, not a curated record. The transcript has 18 exons.
AGGAUAUAUGCCCCAUUGGGGGAGCGGAACUUCCCAAAGUAAACCCAUCAUAAAUUAUAAACAAAAUAUACUAAUUUCUUGGAAACAAUUUUGAUUAAAGUCUUACUUUCAUAAUAAAAAAAAAACCAAAUAAUGAAAAAGAGAAUUUGAUCAAAAGUGAGUUAGUCUAAGUUUUAUGGGCCCCGGGGUCAGAGCUUUGCCCUGGACACUCGGGGGGCCUUUAAGGCGGUUUCCAGAAUCCCAACCUAUUGCCCCCUUCAACAUAUACUGGACUCGCCACUACAAGCCAAAUAAAAUAAAAUGAAAAGAGGACAUACUUUGUUUUUUACAUGAAUGUACACGUAUGAUACAUCUUUAUUGAAGCGAAAAUGUAAAUUGGAGGUGGGUAUAUUUCAUUUUCGGUCAUUGUUGUAGUUUUGCUGCAGUCAACAUUCUUCUCCCUUCCUUUAGAAAUACUCUCCUCAAACAACAAAACAAAGUAAAAACAAGUAUGCCGUAAGCCCCGAAUAUAAAUUCACUAAACAUACACUGGUCAAACUACAGCCUCUUGUGCGGUUUGGAGAUGAAGACAGAUUUUGUCAUGUAUGACAUUCGUGAUACUGAGGUGAUACUGUAGUAUAGGACUAAAAAUCUGGCAGGAAGUUGUAGGGGGUAAUUACGUCAGCUUGCCUUUAGCCCCAUCUAAUAUAUAUAUAAAUCACAGCAACACUAGGCCUAAUGUCUGACACUACGGUGUAUGCCCUGUGGUUUCUAAGAAACAUUCUGAACCAGACUGGUUACAUCUCUUAUAUCCAUUACGAUUUCCAGGACCAUAGAAAGAUUAAUGACGAGCGUAAAUGCAAGUUUCAUUCUUACCACCGUCAUGUCCCCUAUCAAUGAACCCCCCCCCCAAAAAAAAACCCCACAAACAAACAAAACAACAACAACACAAUUUUCAUUGUUUAUAUCUACAGUCGACACCAGCCAGGAUCGUCUCAAGUGGCUGCCAUGUUCUUCGUUGACAUAUGAACUCGAACCUCUUUACUAAAAUUGAUAAGGAGGAAAAAACUAUUAUAAUUGUAUGUAAAUAUAAAAUAUCUCCUCAUUAUACGAUGAAAGUGCAUGCACCACAGCAUAUAGGAGUAUUAAAAAAAAAAGUUGGAUCUUGACAGCUAUGCAGUUCCAUACUUCCAUAAAAAGAGUUAUCAAUCUUGAAUCAAAAAAGUGUGUAUAUCAUUUACUACAAUGCUUUUUCGUUUUAUGAAUAUUUAAAAUCCCGUAUGUAAAUUUGAAUUUCCGAUCAUAGUUGGUUCCAACUUCCGAUUAAAGAAUGCAUGUGGUUGUUUGUGAUCGUGGCGAUAUAUGCUCUUAAUUCACCAAGAGAUUAAUUGAAUGAAAACAUACUUUGAAUUAUACACGAGGAAAAGUCAUUCACGGUCGAUUGGAUUAGUUUAAUCAGGAUUGUGCCCUCGUGUGGAAAGUUCGAAUAAUAGGCAUAUAUCGCGAAGAAGAAUAUACGUUUGUUUACAGUGGGUGGUGUUAAAAAAAAUUAAAUUGGACAAUCGUUUAUGAUACAUUACCUUCUACCGAAAACCAAAAGAUAUGUACCGGGUUUUUUUCUCGAUUUUGUAACUUUUAACGAGUGUGUGGUCUGACGCUGUGUGUGAACGUGUGUAUCGAUUCUGUUUGGAAUAUUGAUUCAUUGCAUUCGAAAGACAGCCUUGCUUUUUAAAAAAUGUGGUAUCUUUAAAAUUACAACGUGACCACUGAGGGAUCUGUGUGUAUAUAAGUGUAUACCCUCUUUAUCGUGGUAGACUCUUGCCCAUUCAGACUACGCCGGGGAACUUACUCCCAGAUUCCUCUACCCUAAAGGGAUCCAGGAUGGAUUGGUUUCGUGUAAAUGACGUUUUUAUGUCUAUUUUCACCUUAAUAACUUACAUUAUGGACCAAAUUUACAGCAUUGAGUAUCGGAAAGGCUUCCAAAAGUUGUGGUCACUGCUGAAAAGGAUGGGGAGCGCUCUUGGGGUGCAGACUUGGAAGGACCCGGGAGACAUCAGAAACAACGCGGUUCUGGCAUCACGGAAUCGCUACAUCGAUGAACAGUUCGAGUUAGAUGAACAGGAGCAAGACGAACUCGAUGGAGUGGUCAGAAAUAGAGCACACACUAAAAUGAAAGCUAAUGUUUCUAAAUUACGAGCUGCCGUCAGGUUCACAGGUGUCUAUAACCAUACCCGGAAAUUGAAAAAAAUGCCCUCUGUCCUUAACGACAUCGAAAUCAAGGCCAUGGAAAUCAAUCCAAGGGACCACACCUACCCUUUUGAGAAUCUGGUCUUUGAAGGGGGCGGAAACAAGGGGCUGGCGUAUUGCGGUGCAGUUCGGGCGCUUGAGGAGUUGAAUCUCAUGAAACAAGUCAAACGGUUCGCCGGGGCCAGUGCUGGGGCCAUGACUGCAGCCCUGCUCGCUGUGGGGUUCAGUUCCAGCGAUAUCCAAGGCUUCCUGAGUCAGGAUAUGUCCAAAAUGUUCCUAGAUGCAAAGUUCGGGGUCUUUAGCUUGUUACCUAAUCUAUUGUCUGGCUAUGGCUGGAAUCCGGGCAACCGAAUUUACAACUGGUUUGGAGAGAUGAUGGAACAAGCGAUGGGGAACAAAGACAUUACUUUUGGGGAGCUCUAUGAGAAGACGGGAAAAGAACUGUGUGUUGUUGUAACGAAUCUAAAUCAUAUGACCGAGGAAUAUUGUCACGUGAAAACUACACCGGAUAUGCCCAUUAGACUGGCUGUACGCAUGUCUAUGGCAAUUCCCGGAAUGUUUCAAGCUACAAAUUACACUUACAAUGGGGAGACCAAUACUUACGUAGACGGUGGCGUGAUAUGCAACUACCCAAUACAUUGUUACGAUGGCUGGUGGUUGUCCAUGAAUUCCUCGGACAGUUUUCUUGAGAGGCUCCAGCCACUGGACGAACUUCCCAAACUGUUAGACAGACGGAAAAGGUUCAACAGACUUCACGGUGACCCCAUGAAAACGCUAGGCUUUCUACUGUAUGCAGAUUCCGAGCAGGACGUGUUCAGAUUUCUGUUGGAGAAAAGAAUAGGUGCACAUUUGGAUCCAAGUCCCAAUACCAAACUAGCAAAAAUGAAAAUGGAGCAGAAAAAAGUACAGGAAAAAGCCAAGCGAGAACAUCGGAGAGUUAUGAUGGCUGUGGAUGAGUUUUUGAAGGUGUUGAAGAAACACAACUUGGACAAAGACCACACCAUUAGUAGAAGUGAAUUAGGAAACGCCUUUAUGGACGAGGAGUUUUCUAAGAAGAGCAGUGAAAUGUUGUUUGGUAAGGACUGCACUGUACAACAGGCAUUUGACCUCCUGGACAAAGAUGGGAACGGCGAGAUAAACUUUAAUGAGUUAAUGAACUUUAUACAAGGCACUGGAAUCAGUCUUCAGCAGCGUUUCCUUGGUUACCAGAGACGAGACAUCAAUGGCAUCUUCGAAUUCUUUGACACAUUACAGAAUGCUCUCCUAACUAAUGUCAAAAGAGCUUUCGUUAAUGACCAGGAUCUAGACAGAACAGUAGGCAUUAACACUGGUCACGUGGGAACUUCUGAUUUUGUGCUUGAAGAAGACGACAGGAAGUUUGCUGUCUCGCAAGGCUACAAAUCCACGUUGACUUUUUUGAAAUACUUUGCUGCUAAAGAAGAACUCGCGCGCAUGGAUACUUCGAUCAAAGAACGAAUUCGUUCAUUAUCUCAGGGAGGAGGAGACAUCGAAGAGGGAGACGAGACUGAUGACGAUAUUGAUGACGUCUUAGAGGAUAAUGUGAUAAAGGAAGGAAAUGAUGAAUUGGAUGCCCUAAUUGAUGGAAAAGUAGCGAUAGGAUGACGAAUAAAAAAAAAGUUUGAACUGGAAUCCAUAAAUCCAAGCUUUGGUCUCAAUAUUGACCAUAUUGAUGGCAAGGGAACCGUUUUCUUAAAAGUUCUGGGAAGGUAACGCCUGGCGGAUCCAUUGUGCAGAAACACACGUUUGCCAUUUUGAUUUUGUUAUUCGAACUUUUGAUAUGUUUUUACUUGAUGUUUGUGUUCAACAAAAAUAAAUAUACUUUGCUUAGUAACCAAUCGAA